GAAAGAAAGACCUAACUAGAUCAGAGGCGUUCUGCGUUCGUAUCCUCGCGUUCUGCUCUUGUUUGUUCAAGUUUGAGGAAGUAGUGCAAACACUGAAGCUUAUCACUGGAGGUUCUCGCGCAAGGAAAAGGACUAUUGACAGGAAGCUUAUCUCCUCUUCUUUUCCUCUUUGCUUCGGGAUAACUCCAUCUUCCAGAAAACAGCAUAAUGAAUUUCGGAACAUCACUAUGCCAAAGAUUGAAUAUAAAGCAUCUCGUUACCAGUACUUCUGUUUACAGCAAUGUCACAGGGGAAGGAUUGAGUUUGAUGUUCAGGCGCUGGGCUACUAAAAAACAAGCUGGAUCCUCAAAGAAUGGGCGAGACUCUUUACCUAAGAAUCUUGGAGUGAAGAAAUUUGGUGGAGAGAGAGUGAUACCUGGAAACAUCAUUGUUCGCCAGAGGGGAACCCGAUUCCAUCCUGGAAAUUAUGUUGGGUUAGGGAAGGAUCACACUCUUUUUGCUCUGAAAGAAGGCACCGUAAAGUUUGAAAAGCACAAGCUCAGUGGACGUAAGUGGGUGCAUGUAGAGCCCAAAGAGGGCCAUGUGCUUCACCCUAUAUAUGCGAAUGUUGCAGCAGCUGCGACGGUGGAGACAGUCUGAGUCCUUGUUUUGUUUAGAUCUUUUUAGCCUCAAACUUAUUUCCAGAUUAGUCACCAUUCAAAAAUUACCGGCGUGCCACUUGCCAAUGGGUUUUUAUAAAUCAAUAACUCCUGAACUUAUGUUCAUUUAAGUUUUAUAUAAAUUUAGAAUUCUAAUUUGUAUCACCUAGAUUGUGGCCAUGCAGCCUUGCGGUACUCUUGAAUGUUGUCCACAGUGAUGUGGGUCGUUGUAUUUGUAUUUCGGUAAAAGUUCAACAAAAUGUAGUCCUCUCCGGGAGCAAAUGACAUCCCUAAAGUGCUCCCCUUAUAUCAGCAAGUCAAAUUGAAAUUCCAGGUGCUAUUCUUCAUUCUUA
Rosa chinensis is the source of this 991-nucleotide messenger RNA. RefSeq names its product 50S ribosomal protein L27. The record is from RefSeq and is a predicted model, not a curated record. Gene Ontology annotation, molecular function: structural constituent of ribosome. The transcript is spliced from 4 exons. Gene Ontology annotation, biological process: translation. Bases 208 to 639 code for a protein of 143 amino acids. Lineage: Eukaryota; Viridiplantae; Streptophyta; Magnoliopsida; Rosales; Rosaceae. Gene Ontology annotation, cellular component: ribosome.